Messenger RNA from Fimicolochytrium jonesii, 799 nucleotides. RefSeq lists its product as uncharacterized. Bases 48 to 740 code for a protein of 230 amino acids. The record is from RefSeq and is a predicted model, not a curated record. The transcript has 3 exons. Lineage: Eukaryota; Fungi; Chytridiomycota; Chytridiomycetes; Spizellomycetales; Powellomycetaceae.
ACUUCUUGCGCUCAGCACCAACUCCCCAGAGUCACUACCUAAAGACAAUGUUGUGCACAACGAGUAACCACCCCAUCGCCGCCGCAGACACUCAACCCCUCCUGCUCAUGCUCGUCCACCGGCCGAACGCAGAAAAGCUCCAUAAGCCAUCCCCAGCAAUCCUAACCCUAGGCCUAGAGCCCGCCUCCGAAUCCGCGUGCGCCAUUGCCGUCGUGCUCCCGAGUCGAAAACAUGCUAAUUGGGUGCGGGAUAACGCUUAUGCUGGAUGUGUCUUCAGCGUCACCCUCCCCACCACGGGCGCAUCACCAAACCACCCACCCCCGACAUCAGCAACUCCGAAUCCAUUCUUAGACGCCGCACCAGGCACCCUCGUCGACCCACCCACACCCACAUGUUUAGGCCUCUAUCUCCGCACACUGCGCGCGGAUGCGGUGUUGCGAUUGGUUCGGGAAGGGGAUCCGAUGGUCGAGGAGCACGGCGGUUUUAGGGAUACGGUUGAGGGGUGGUGGGUUGCUGGGUGGAAUGACGGGUACGUGUAUACUCUCUUCAUCAUAUCUUGUCAUCAACAUCAUGAUUGGACUCUGCACUUAACAUCCACAGUCCACACAUCCCCCAAGAAGAAUCCACAACCCCCAUCCACAAAACAACACCAAACCUCCUCGCCUCCCUCCUCAGGUUCCGCAAAUCGCGCAUCGCGGCGGGCGCGAGAAAGGGGCAGCUGGCGGCUGUGGAUGCGCUGAUUGGGGUCGAGACGGAGUGCGUUUUCCAGGAGUGGACUGAGGCUGUUUAUGGGGGUGGG